AUGUGGUGUACGUGGCCACCUGUAACCCCGUGUCUCUGUUCUCGAUGAAGGAGCGCGGCGACACCAUCCAGAGCAUCGAGCUUUACGACGUGUUCCCGCGGACCAUCAGCGGAUCCUGGCAGCCGUUCAUCACCAUCGCCCCGCUCGGGAGUCCUCUGGACGGACAGGUGGUGCUGCACGAGGAGACCCUGGGCCUGCACAUUAAAGGCAUCGAGGAAAACAGCCGCUCCAAGAGAGAGAACCUCUUCAAGCCGGAUGAGUCCAUCGUCCAGAUCAACGACACGCAGCUGCAGGACAAAACCUUCGCUCAGGCACAGGAAGUGUUCCGCCAGGCCAUGACGUCGUCCUCCCCCGUGCGUCUGGAGGUCCUCCCCCUGGCCAACAAGCCACGCUACGAGAAGAGCCUGAUAGGUCAGCUGUUCACCGGCGACGCCAAAGACGCCCCGGACAAAUUAAAGAGUCCGAUGUUGCUCCGCGCUAAAACCGACUCCAAGUCAGAACCCAAAAGAGACGCCAAACCCAACACCAACCCGGGGGUGCGGCGAGCCGACGCACGGACCAGGGCCCCGGAGACUCAUGUGGCGAACCCCCCUGCGGAGCUCCGUCGUGGGCCCGGCUCCCUGGAGAGAGGCUCUUCUUCACCUUCUUCCAGGGCAGAGAGCUCCUCCCCUCCCAGGACCAGAAGCCAGAGCCCCCAGAGCAACAGGAGCCCCCUGCCCGGCCUGGGAAACCUCACCGGCAGGAAGGGCGGAAAGAAGUUAAAAAUUGACCUGAAGAAAGGCACCGAGGGUCUGGGCUUCACCGUGGUAACCCGGGACUCGUCUGUCCACGGGCCGGGACCCAUCCUGGUGAAGAACAUCCUGCAGCGCGGAGCAGCUGUCAAAGAUGGCCGCCUGCAGCCCGGAGACCGCAUCCUGGAGGUAAGACUGAAAUGUUGA
Messenger RNA from Notothenia coriiceps (black rockcod), 938 nucleotides. RefSeq names its product partitioning defective 3 homolog B-like. The transcript has 4 exons. Gene Ontology annotation, cellular component: cell cortex; adherens junction; apical plasma membrane. Gene Ontology annotation, molecular function: protein binding; phosphatidylinositol binding. The record is from RefSeq and is a predicted model, not a curated record. The annotation marks the transcript as partial. NCBI's taxonomy places the organism in Eukaryota, Metazoa, Chordata, Actinopteri, Perciformes, Nototheniidae. Gene Ontology annotation, biological process: establishment of centrosome localization; establishment of cell polarity; cell adhesion.